This is a messenger RNA of Alligator mississippiensis (American alligator), 1694 nucleotides long. RefSeq names its product histone H2A type 2-C. Bases 331 to 714 code for a protein of 127 amino acids. Gene Ontology annotation, cellular component: nucleosome. The transcript has a single exon. Gene Ontology annotation, molecular function: protein heterodimerization activity; DNA binding; structural constituent of chromatin. The record is from RefSeq and is a predicted model, not a curated record. NCBI's taxonomy places the organism in Eukaryota, Metazoa, Chordata, Crocodylia, Alligatoridae.
GCUCAGGCAUCCUAACAGGCUCUAAAGCUCUUCUCCAGACUAUCUGAAAAAGUGACAGUUAUGAGCCCCAGCCCUCUAUUUGUAGGGUCCCUAUGCAAAUAAGCGGAUUCCGUUUAGUCGGUUUUUACUGGACGCGAGAAACAAGAGACCUCAUUGCUACAUGGCGUCCCUUGCCAUUGGUCAGGGGUUGGAUUCGCCUCUCCAUUGGCUGCGGUGGCAGUGAACGUCUCAUCUUGUCACCAAUCGCUCAAUAGCUGUUUGAAAGGCGAAAAAUCGAUGGAUUAUGUUGUUUUCUUUGGCACCGGGGAGUCGGCGAUAGUCUGAAUUGUCAUGUCGGGCCGCGGCAAGCAGGGCGGGAAGGCGCGGGCCAAGGCCAAGUCUCGCUCCUCGCGGGCCGGGCUGCAAUUCCCGGUGGGCCGAGUGCAUAGUUUGCUCCGGAAGGGUAAUUAUGCCGAGCGGGUAGGGGCUGGAGCCCCGGUCUACCUGGCGGCCGUGCUGGAGUACCUGACGGCCGAGAUCCUGGAGCUGGCGGACAACGCGGCGCGGGACAACAAGAAGACGCGCAUCAUCCCCCGCCACCUGCAGCUGGCCAUCCGCAACGACGAGGAGCUCAACAAGCCGCUGGGCAAAGUGACGAUCGCGCAGGGUGGCGUCCUGCCCAACAUCCAGGCCGUGCUGCUACCCAAGAAGACCGAGAGCCACAAGGCCAAGUAAACCCAGCGCUGAAGGCAGAGUUGGUCACGGAAAAGUUACCCCAAAGGCUCUUUUCAGAGUCACUUAUACUUCAAAAAAAAGGGGGGGGGGGCGGGGGGCUCGAUUAUCGAGGGAGAUCAACUUGGGGAGGGGUGUUUUAAUAUUUAUUUAAUUUGCAUGUUCUCUUUUGACGCGUUUCGUGUUAGUAUGAAUAACUACACAUCAAAGCCUGUAAUUUCUCUCGUUUCACAUAAUACGGAAAUUAAAAGAGAGGAAAGUGGGUGUUUUUCCUUUCUGCUGUUAAGGAGACUAGGGCCACAGCACAUUCUAUAAGCUACCGAAUUGAUCUUGAGUCAGCUGUUCCAAGUCCCUGAACUUAAUUGCCUCCACAAUGAAACAUUAACAAGAAACUUUUGUUCCGUUUGUCUGCGGUGGAUUCUAUUCCUAAUACCAUGGCCGAGGCUGAUACCAGAUACUGAUUCAAUACCUGGUUUAGUAAUUUUUCUUUAUUAUUGGCCGGGUGACUUUUAUCAUGAGCAGUCUGUCCUUACACUGGAUACAGUGAAAAAAAAUCAUUUUUGUGUGAAGAUGUAUAUUUUGGAAUAUUCUAUAGGAAUUAAGUGACAGAUGUACUUAUAUUUAGGGAGAAACCCUGUUCCUUUAUAUUGAUAUAGAUCUUAAUUAUUUCAGUCAUUUUAAUUGAUGCGUUUCUAAGAAACCCUUGGACUAGGCUUUUCUAAAGUAUCAGAGUGAAAGUAUUUCAAUGACAGGCUACAGAAUGACAGGGUUUUUCUGUUGUUUUUUGUUUAGGUUUUUUUUAGCAUUGGUUAAAAAAAUCAAAGCACAGCCUAGGGGGGAGGGAUAGAAUGACUUAUACAAGGGCGAGUGUGUAUAGCAAGAAAUCAUGCAUGAAUCAAACAAAAGCAGAACAAAAAUCAGAAAUAGUGGCUUUCGUGUGGUUUUAGUUUAAGAUUACAGAGUAAACGUGUUCGAAUGGGUAA